This is a messenger RNA of Colletotrichum scovillei, 1353 nucleotides long. RefSeq lists its product as uncharacterized. The record is from RefSeq and is a predicted model, not a curated record. Bases 1 to 1353 code for a protein of 450 amino acids. Lineage: Eukaryota; Fungi; Ascomycota; Sordariomycetes; Glomerellales; Glomerellaceae. The transcript is spliced from 6 exons.
AUGGACCGAAACGAAAAGCUGAAGGUCCAGACCCGGGCUAAGAUUUUGAGAAGGCUCAACCGAGAGAAUACAGCACACCUAGGUGAAGAUGAAUUCCAGAAUCAAGGGGACCGGAUGCGUGGAAAUCCUACAACAGUAAGACAUCGGAUCGAUACAUCGGUAAGAAAUAGCAUGAAUGGCAGUGCUCCUGUCGCAUUCAUUGGCCCAUUUGGCGGUGGCGGCGCUGCUCCUGCGAGUAUUCCUGCUGGGAGAGCUCCGAGCACCCAGGCGCCGACACCUCCCCGUCCCGGCCUUGGAUCUUCUUCACCUUCACAACUCCGCCCCGAAUCCACUACUUCAAGUCCUGUCGGCCCGGUCGGGGUACCCCAGCACUCGGUGAUGAAUAUCUCACCUCCGCAGCACUCGUUGCCGAAUGUGACGACAUUCAGCCCCAGUGGCCGUCCGGUGCAGAACCCGAUGGUGGCGGCGCUUUUGUCCGGGCAGCAGCCCCCUUUGAAGGCGCGACUUCAGAUGGACAAGAAUCGAAGAGCCUCAGUCGUUAAGAUUGCCAGCCGGCAGAAGCCUCUGAAUUCGAGCAGCCCCCCGAUCCCCUCUGCCCUCCGAAGUGUCAAUUCCCCUCCUUUGUCUCUCGAGAGCACCACCGACGAGUCGAGCAGCGAUGAGCUCAUCGUUACGAACCGCGGCCAUCCGGCCAGCCAAGUUCAUCAGACUCAGAGCAGCAUGAGAAUGAAUAUCGAUCCCUCGUUCAGCCACCUGGCUCCUCCCAUGUCUCCGAACGAACUCUUCAGCGCAUUCUCAUCCAUGAAUACGUUCGCAGCCAACAACCCGCCUCCUUCCUUGCCCCCGAACGACCUGCUCGCGAACCCGGGCCCUGCUUGGAACUUGGACCUGCUCCAGAGCCCUCAACUCGGGCCCAUUCUCUCACCGCCAGCGGAGAUCGCACCCAACCCCAUCGCCGAGACACGCCCCGAUUGCAACGGCAACAUGGUCACGUACGACAUCCACACCAACGAGGCCAUCCUCGACGUCGAGCCCUGCGAGACUGGCACCGCCCAGUGGGGCAGGAAGGGCGAGUUCACUGGCUUUAACCCGGCCAUGCCCCCGCCUCAAGUCGAGGAAAUGAAGGAUCCGCGCUUCAAGCCGAACGCAAAGGAUGCCUGGAUGGGCGCCAGGCUGGGCGAAGGCACUCAAUCUGUCAUAGCUCAUGACUAUGAUGUCCCGGCUGCGAUACCUAAUACGGGUCCGACGCCGUCUUGGAUCAAGGAGACCAAUGACAUUCUGGGUAUUCCGAACGAGGAUGACGAGGAUGAGCCGGAUCUCUUCGAAUAUUACGAUUUGGAUUUUGACGAUUGA